Molecule: messenger RNA, 3543 nt
Organism: Nothobranchius furzeri (turquoise killifish)
Lineage: Eukaryota; Metazoa; Chordata; Actinopteri; Cyprinodontiformes; Nothobranchiidae
Gene: alcamb
Product: activated leukocyte cell adhesion molecule b
Biological process (GO): cell adhesion
Cellular component (GO): plasma membrane
Source: RefSeq, a predicted model, not a curated record
UGCGCGCGCCCCCCUCCGCAAAUUACCUGUUCCAACAGAGCCGAAGUGAGCCCGAGCACAUGCCACGUUGGGAGAGCAGCCAAGCCUGAACCGAGCUUCUGUUGAACACGUAGAGGAGGACACCUUGAUUUAUUCCACCUGCCUUUUUCAAAAACAAACACCAAAACAACCUCUCAAGUGGGUUUUGAGAAAGCUGUGAAGCAAACCGCGCUGACUGAGGAUCUGAGAGUCGAGAGGAUGCACUUGUUGUCCGCCCUCCUCGCCGCUUCCCUCCUCUGCAAAGUUGCAGGUCUUGACAGAGUUACCGGCCUGUAUGGACAAACGCUGGAGAUUCCCUGCAAUAAUGGAGCCGUUAAAACGGAAGACAUCCUGUUAGUUAAAUGGAAAUAUGACAAAGGGCAGGGCCAGUCUGGAGACCUGAUGGUUCUCAACAAAGGCCAUGAUGCAGUCGUCUCUUCUACAGAUGACUACAAGAAUCGAAUUAGCAUGGCUAAAAACUUCAGCCUGCUGCUUUCAGGAGCCAAACUGAGCGACCAGAAAACAUUCACCUGCAUGGUGGCUGUCUCAGACAUCACUGAAUACCCUGUAGCCGUGGUCAUCCACAAGUCGCCUGCAGGCGUGGGGAUAUCUGACAUAGCAGAAGCGCUGGAGAUUGGCAAACUAAAGAAGCUGGGAGACUGUGUUGCACGAGAUGCUAAUCCAGCUGCUAACAUCACAUGGUUGAGGAACAAUGAACCUCUGGCUGAUGGGAAAGGGAUUUCCAUCAAAAGCUCUGUGUUGGUGGACCCCGAUACUGGCCUGUCCACCACGGUGUCCACGCUGGAGUAUUCUGCACUAAAGUCUGACGCGGGCGCUCAGUUCACCUGCAGCACUCAGCAUCCUCUGGGCGAAAAGCUUGUGUCUUCUCCUGUCAAUUUCACCAUCACCUACUCCACAGAGCACAUCACACUUAGGGUCAGCCCUGAGAGUCCUGCAGAAGGAGACAACGUGACUCUGACUUGUGAGGCAGACGGAAACCCAGCUCCCACCAGCUUCAACUUUUACAUCAAGGGAGAAGUGGUGAAAGCGGAAAAUGCAAACAAACACACCCUCACCCACGUCUCACGUAACACCACUGGUCUCUACAAAUGCUCACUAAUUGAUAACCCCUUAAUGGAAUCAUCCAGGAACAUCACCGUCAACUACCUAGACAUCAAUUUAAGCCCAUCUGGGAAGAUCGUCAAGCACGCUGGCAAGGCCUUGAAUAUAACUCUUCAGAUUGAUUCUUCAGAGAAACCAGCGGUCUCCUGGACAAAGGAAGGCGUUAAACUGCACAAAGAGCCCAAGUUUGCUAAUCUGACGUACUCUGACUCUGGUGUUUAUGAGUGUGAGGUGACGCUGAAGACCCUCAGGCGGAAAGCAUCUUUUCACCUGGUUGUCCAAGGUGCUCCGGUUAUCAAAUACCUGAAGAAGAUGGACGCAAAAGGCCAGCAGAUAGUCUUAAUUUGUGAAGCUGAAGGUUCCCCGAAGCCAGUUGUUUCCUGGAGCAUCAAUGGCACCGUGCUGAACGAGACUUCCCACCCCAAUGGCAAGAUCACACACAAGAUCACGGUCACGCCCUCUGCGGACAUGACCGUCACCUGUACGGUGUCCAACGAGUUCGGCAUGAUGACCCAAGAUUUAAACGUGUCUUCUGUAUUUGAGGAGGUGAAAAUGGAUAAACAAGACCCGUCAGGAAAAAAUGACAAAACCCAGAUGGUAGUUGGAGUUGUGGUCGGCCUCCUCAUCGCGACGCUGGUUAUAGGCCUGGCCUAUUGGCUUUAUGUGAAGAAAUCCAAGCAAGGAAGCUGGAAGACCGGUGAGAAGGAGAAUGGGAAUUCUGAGGAGGAGAAGAAAUUAGAGGAAAAGGGGGAGGAGAACAGCCAGAAGGCGGAGGUGUAAAAGAAACCUGUUUGUGAAAUGGUGAAGUGAAAGUGGGAACACAGAACUUUUGCACAUUUCUCUUCACCUCCGUCUGGGAGAAAACACUGAGUGUACAUUGGGAUGAAGACAGCUUGAAUUUGGUUUCAGGGAGACUUUUUCAAAACGCAUAUCCAGACACAUCGACCACUGACUCCUCCAUUUAUCAAAUGAAAUAAAAAACCAGAAGAGAAUGGAAACUAUGUAAUUUAAGUUGUCUGCACUACUGAUACACGUGUAAAUUUGUUCACUAUUAGAAUUCAUGUUUGUUAGAAUGUGAGUAAAGCGAGGAAAUGCAGAUCUCUUUUUGUUUGUUUUGUGGGGGGUUCCAUAGGUGAUGAAAGUGAAGUUCCUUCUAGACUGGUUGCCUUGGCCGUGAGGAUGUAGAUCUGCUGUAGAACUGUGCUUGACUCUUUGGCUCUUGAGAAGGAACCAAGGGACAUCAAUGCCAUUUUUUUUUUAUUUUAGGAUUCAUGCCAUCUCAGGCCAACCACCUCUGCCUUCGACAUCAGUAUCUAGUCGUAGUAAAUCUUUUUGUGUGUGCAUUUUUUCACAGUUUGUUGGGUUAUAAGAAAAAAACUGAGAUAAAAUUCCUGGAAGGGCUAAGGGUUGAUUAUAGUCGGCAUUAGUUAACGAUGGCAUUAUGAUUUUCACGUCAUGGAGAGAAGCGUUAGUUGUGUGUGAAACCAGGAUUUAUUUGUGUGUGUGUGUGUGCGUGUGCGUGUGCGUGUGUGUGUGUGUGUGUCCUGUAAAUAAAACUUAACCACCGUACAACACAAGAAGCUAGAUUACUGGAGGAAUGUACUGAUUCUGAUUGGCUGCACAGGUUUUACAUGAAAUUAAACAUUGAAAUGCCCUUGAACCUGCAGUUUUGGGACUUAAAAUGAAUUUUUUUUCUUUCUUUAUAUAUAUAUUUUUUUCUUUGCUCCAUCAGUGUUGAGAAACGAUUGUUUGUCAUGUAGCCAUAGCAUCACUUUGUGAUCAGAGAGAGAAAAGGACGCGUGUCUCAAAGUAGCCUUUACCUUCUUUAAAAAAAAAAAAAAAAAGAAUAAAAUCUACCUGUACCUACUUCAGUUUGUGAUGUGCACUAGAGUUCAUGUUUCAUGUCUAAUUUGUGUAGAAUACAAAGAAAUACGUGCAGCUGUACAUGUCACAAUUUUGGUCCAAUAAGAGCAUUUGCUAAACCUAAAAAGAUGUAUCCAAGACCAGGACGUAGAUGUGAAGUGUGUGAAUUUCAUUUUCUUUAUGCUAUUUAUAUGGUACAAGAUUAAAUAUCCUGGUAGGCAUAUUCAGUAACUGUCACAAAUCUCAUUGUCCAGCUAUCUUGGCUUGAAACUCUCCAUGAAUUGCUUGCAGACGUUACAAAAAUGUAAUGAAGACACCUGUAGUUUGCUCUCAGCAUCUGGUAAAAAAAAUAUACCCAGCAUGUAAUAAUCUCAGAUCUCCGAGCUGCUGUUUGUUGCCUACCUUGACUGGAGAAAAAAAAAAGAAUAAUCAAAUUGGAAAAAUGACCAAAGAAAGUGAACAAUGCCAUGCAAGUAUUGUAAAUAUCGUAUGUUUGUUUUUGUACUUUUGUUUAAAAUAAAGUGUACAUUUGAAAAGGUA